AUGCUCGCUUCGUUUCUUGACCCCAUCGAGACCGCGCUGUUUCGUCGAUACGGCAUGCGAGGGAGCUUCGUCAGCUCUCCUUACAUGACGUCAACGCGCGAACGCGCGAAGGGGGCUACUUUGAUCACCCGUUGGGAUGCUGAAUUCUUGCGUGAGCGCGACUCAGCCCGAGUGAUUGCGAGCGACUUGGCGUGGGCCAUUGCCUCGAUCGCCGCGGUGUGGCUGUACAUGGCGUUCAACACGAGAUCUCUGUUCAUCGCAACGUGCGGCAUGUUUGAGAUUCUCGUGUCCUUCCCGAUCGCGUUGCUCAUCUACCGUUUCAUUUUUCGCAUCCCAUACGUCGGAAACAUUCAAGCGCUCAGUAUAUUCAUUUGUCUCGGCAUUGGUGCCGAUGAUGUUUUCGUGUACUUUGAUGCGUUUCGUCAGAGCGCGACGGAAGCGGAAGUCGGCGAUGCUCUCUUCGACCGCCUGAUGUACUCCACCGACAGGGCGUCGAAAGCCAUCUUCGUGACGUCUUUCACAACCACAGGAGCGUUUUUAGCCACAGCGUGGUCACCGAUAACGCCACUGGCGGCUUUUGGGAUAGUUUCGGCGACGAUGAUCGCUGUAUUGUUCGUCGUAAACGUGCUCUUGUUCCCAGCCGCUCUCGUGCUUUUUGCACGAUACUUCGAGAACAUGACGUGGCGCCAAUUCUUGCCGGCGAGCAAAGAAAUCAACGAAAGUGAGAUCGUCGAAUCAAAAGAACUCGGUCGUGUUGAACGAUUCUUCCACGGGCCGUUCUAUCAAACGCUCAGGCGGCCAUUCGUACGAUUCGUUACGAUCGGUGCGUUCACGGCUAUGUUCAUCGUCGCGGCACGAUUUUGCGUGCGUCUUGAGACACCCUCCAAAAUCGAGCGCUGGUACUCAUCGAAACACCUCGUACAGCAGUUUAGUGAUCGCGACCAGACUGCCUUUUUGCGUUCAGACGACGACUUGGUUGUGGCUGUGGACGUGUUCUGGGGCUUGCUCGGCGUGGACAUGUCGAGCGUUUCGCAAUGGGAUUUGGCGUCGAGGGGCAGAUUGCAAUUGGACGAAUCUUUCGACGUUUCCGCAGAGGUAUCGCAGGUACACAUUUUGAAUAGCUGUCUCACGCUUCGUCACGCGAGCUGCUCUUCGAGAGGAUGUAGAGAUGGUCGACUCACGCGCGACGUGGAUUGUUUCAUGGAGGCGUUUCGCGAUUACGUGGGCGAAGAAAACUUUCCAGUUCCUCGAGACAGCUUCCUCGACGAGCUUUGGGAGUUUCGCUCGUCGUCGGUGGGAUCACGAUACGCGCAUCAAAUUGGAUUUCGACCAAACAAAAACUCUGGUGAACCCGAAUUAUUUUUUGUGAAAGUAUCCACGAAAUCGACCCUCAUGCAUCAAGCGCCAGCGAGCGUCUCUCGAGGGGUGCACGACGAAUUCGAAGGUUUGAUCCGAAAUCUGAAUGAAGUCGCCCCAGACGGCGUAAAGAGCGGGUCACAAACUGCAUACGUCGCUUGGACAUGGAUGCGAAUGCAAGAGACGUUGGUGGAUAAUACAUUUCAAGGAAUUAGCAUCUGCUUUUGUAUGGCGUUUGUCGUCUUAUGCAUCAGCACGGGGAACGUGUUGGUCGCGUCCAUUUGUUCAGUGAGCGUCGCCGGCGUCGUGGUAAGCGUGCUUGGGAUCGGCGUUUAUCGAGUCAUGCACUGGAGUUUAGGGAUUCGCGAAACUAUUGCGGCGGUCAUUCUCAUCGGCCUCAGCGUGGAUUACGGCGUGCAUUUAGGAAACGCUUACGUCGAGGCGCCGGCGGCGAUGAAGUCGAGAGGCGAUCGAACGCAAUACGCGCUCGCAACGAUGGGCGUGUCGAUCGUCGCCUCAGCGGUGACGACUGUUAUAAGUGGUUCGAUCCUUUGGCUAUGUACCCUACAAUUUUUCGCGAAAUUCGCGUUUUUGAUCACCACGACAAUCGCGAGCUCUCUCGUGUGGGCGCUCGUCUUCAUAUCGCUUCUUUUAAUCACGCUCGGUCCCGAGGGCGAAGACUGGAAGCUCAAAACUAUAUGCGGUUGGAUAGGAGAACGCGCGUGUAUCAUGUUGGAAAAGUUAAAGAAUUCAAGGUUGGAAGAAAGUAGUAGAACGCGCGGUUCUCGAAAGUAA
Molecule: messenger RNA, 2151 nt
Organism: Ostreococcus lucimarinus CCE9901
Lineage: Eukaryota; Viridiplantae; Chlorophyta; Mamiellophyceae; Mamiellales; Bathycoccaceae
Exons: 1
Coding region: 1-2151 (716 amino acids)
Cellular component (GO): membrane
Source: RefSeq, a predicted model, not a curated record